AUGUUUCGCUCAGCCACAUUGGGCGCCUUACCGUGGCUGUUUCUGGCGGUCUCUCGCUUGACCAGCGCUGCCUGCGAGUGCGGAUACUCGCUGAACAAGACAAGCGACGCGGACCAUGCCGUCUUUACUGAACUGCUGGAGAACGACUUCUUACACACGUCUGCGCCCGCGCUGCAGAUGAAGGAGUACGGCUGGCAACCACAAGUCUACGAAGUAAACUCAAAAUCCGCACGUGGGCCUUAUGGAAAGAACUUCCAAUUGAACAAUAUCGUCACAAAUCCUUUGAAGAGCUCGGGAUGGUCGGGAGAUGCAGAACAUGGUGGGGAUGCUGGUCUUGAGUUGUGGGUGCGCGCAAACCACAUCGACGGUCUUGUGAGCGGCUCGGAAAUCGUCUCAGCGCGGACGGAUGCGCUGCUUGGGAGCUUUCGAGUGGGCAUGAAGUUGUCAAAUUCUUCAGGGACAUGCGGCGCCUUCUUCUUCUACCACAACAACUCUCAAGAGAUCGACAUGGAAUUCCUAUCGCACCAGUUCAACGAAUCGCAAGGCGCUGUAAACCUUGUCCUGCAAUCACCACAGUCCCUUGCGCAGGGCUAUGACGCCGCAAACACAUCUGGUUUCGAGUUCCACGAGUACCGCUUCGACUGGACCAAGGAGCGCGUUUCCUUCUACGUUGACGGCGUCUUCCUGUACGAGAUGACUGAGAACGUCCCCACGGAGGGUGGCGGUAUCUUCUUACAACCACUGGAGCAACGGAGACCCAACAUGUCGUACUUCAACUCGACCGACACUGAGCGAUCACAAAACGCGUACAAGAAGCGCUGCCCAACCUACGACCCCGCCAAAGUUUGCGCGAUCCCCUCGCAAGACACCGCACCCGACGUGUCAGUCAGCAAAGACGGAGCCAAGACAUACUUCUUCAGCCACCAAAAAGACAUGACACCCGGCCAGACCAGCUACGUUGGCGCAGCCAACAGCUUCGGCGUUUCAUCACUCUCCAUCGCCAUACCAGUGCUAGUCACCGCACUCAGCUGGUCACUGGCGUGGUAG
Molecule: messenger RNA, 1047 nt
Organism: Parastagonospora nodorum SN15
Lineage: Eukaryota; Fungi; Ascomycota; Dothideomycetes; Pleosporales; Phaeosphaeriaceae
Exons: 5
Coding region: 1-1047 (348 amino acids)
Biological process (GO): carbohydrate metabolic process
Molecular function (GO): hydrolase activity, hydrolyzing O-glycosyl compounds
Source: RefSeq, a predicted model, not a curated record